AUGUCACCGAAGUCGCUGCUGAGGCACCCGGACGCCCAGUCAAAUUUAAGCGAAAUCGAAACUGGAACUUCAUUUGCGGCAAUUUAUCCGGAUUCAUCACCGACAAUAAUAGCACCAGAGGCUGUUAAAAAAGUUGUUAUUUGCAGCGGCAAAGUUUAUUACGAUCUUAUUGCCGAGAGGAGAGAAAGAAAACUCGAUGAAUUAAUAGCAAUUGUCAGGAUUGAGCAGAUAUGUCCCUUUCCAUAUCACUUGGUAGCCAAGGAAAUUUCAAGGUUUCCUAUUGCCAAGAUAAUGUGGGUGCAAGAAGAACAUCAGAACCAAGGUGCAUACUAUUACGUCCGCGAUCGCAUUGCACUGGCAUUAGGAUUACCCAUAGAAGAGAUAAGAUACGGAGGCCGCGCACCAUCGGCCGCACCUGCUACAGGCAGCAAAAUGAUUCACCAACAAGAAGUAAAAGAUUUUGUAAACACCGCCAUGAGUAUUGAGUAAUUUAGCUUACAUAAAAUAAGUUAAGUUAAAAAAAACUCACGGAUAA
Molecule: messenger RNA, 535 nt
Organism: Microplitis mediator
Lineage: Eukaryota; Metazoa; Arthropoda; Insecta; Hymenoptera; Braconidae
Product: 2-oxoglutarate dehydrogenase complex component E1-like
Exons: 2
Coding region: 1-489 (162 amino acids)
Biological process (GO): tricarboxylic acid cycle
Cellular component (GO): mitochondrion; oxoglutarate dehydrogenase complex
Molecular function (GO): thiamine pyrophosphate binding; oxoglutarate dehydrogenase (succinyl-transferring) activity
Source: RefSeq, a predicted model, not a curated record